This is a messenger RNA of Sphaeroforma arctica JP610, 152 nucleotides long. RefSeq lists its product as hypothetical. The record is from RefSeq and is a predicted model, not a curated record. Lineage: Eukaryota; Ichthyosporea; Ichthyophonida. The annotation marks the transcript as partial. The transcript has a single exon.
AUGAUUGUUUCAGAUCUGCUUGUGGAAAAGGACAAGCACGUUGAAUCCAGGAAUUCAAAUCCAGUUGAAGGUGCCGAGCCUCGACAGCACCUGGAGAAGGGCUAUAGUGCCAGUGGCAGUCUAAGCUCUGUCACCAGAGCCGACUUUGGCAG